Enterospora canceri is the source of this 105-nucleotide messenger RNA. The record is from the annotation of a GenBank genome assembly. Lineage: Eukaryota; Fungi; Microsporidia; Enterocytozoonidae.
AUGUGGGACCUCGGGCUGGACACCUGGUUGUUGGCCAAACUCUCGCCCGCCUGUGGGGCAACUUCUGGUGGCCUGGUAUGGCCGGAGAUGUCAUGGAGUUGGUAA